GUGUACUUUUCGAUGCGCAUCUUUUUCCGCGUCAUCCUCUCGACUGUCUUUUCAAACAUCGAGAUCGUUGGGCUUGACAACGUGCCGCGCAAGGGCCCGAUCAUCUUCACCGGUAACCACGCCAAUCAGUUUGUGGAUGCGCUGCAAGUCAUUUGCUCGAAUCCGUUCAAGGCAUUGAGCCCAAUCUCCUUCUUGAUUGCACAAAAGUCGUGGGACAGGCCCAUCAUUGGCGACUUUGCCAAGCUGUGCAGCGGCAUCCCCGUCGCGCGGGCGCAAGACUCGGCAAAGAAGGGCCAGGGCACUAUUGUGACCGCUGAGUCGUCCAGUACUAAGACCGAGGUGAAGGGCGAGGGGACCGACUUCCCGGCGCAGCUGCGCCCGGGAGAUAAGGUGCGGUUCGCAGGCUCUGCCACUGCCUACAAGGUGAGCAGCAUCGCCGGGCCGAGCGCUCUGACGAUUGCGACACCGGCCGACUCGCCCUGCCCCGUCCUUGACGGCGUGACAUUCGAUGUGCUGCCGCGGGUCGACCAGUCGGUGAUGUUUCGCUCCGUAUUCGACGCCCUGAAGGAUGGGCGCUGCAUCGGCAUCUUUCCGGAGGGCGGGUCGCACGACCGGACCGACCUGCUGCCGCUGCAGGCCGGCGUUGCACUCAUGGCGUUCGGCUGCCUCGAGGAGCACAACAUCUCAGUCCCGGUGGUGCCGAUCGGGCUCACCUACUUUGCCCGGAGCCAGUUCCGCUCGCGCGUGGUUAUCGAGUUUGGCAGUCCGGUGACCAUCUCAGAGGAGCUCGUCAAGCAGUACGAGAAGGACAAGCGCGGGGCCUGCAAUCGGUUCCUGGGGCACGUCGAGGACGGCCUGCGCGCUGCACUGGUGACGACGGACUCCUACGACACGCUCACUCUCGUCCACACAGCGCGCCGCCUCUACCAGCGCGACUACGAGGCGCUCGACACGGCAGCAAAGCAAGACCUCAAUCGGCGCUUCGCCGAGGGCUACAAGAAGCUGCUCUCGCAAGGGGGUGGCAACCUGCCCGAGGACAUCGCCAACCUGCGCGCGAAGCUCGCUGAGUACCGCGACACACUCGCUGCGCUCGGCUUGCGUGACCACCAGGCGAGACUCCCUCGCCGAACCCAAAGCAGUAAACAGCUGGUGGUGCUCUCCGCGGUGCACAUCCUCAUCCUGUUGGUCAUCUCAGCGAUCCCCAACCUGCUGCUCAACUUGCCUGUCGGCAUUGCAUCGACUCGGUACGCAGCCAAGGCGCAAAUCAAAGCGCUUGCGGGCUCCAAGGUGAAGAUCGAGGCGGAAGAUGUGGUGCUCUCUGAGGCAAUCAAGCUCGCCAUCAUUGCGUUGCCGGCGCUGUGGUUGACGUAUGCCUUCCUGUUGCUGCUCUUCUCGGGCCUGGCUGCCAAGACGGUCUUCUUCAUACUCCUCUCUUUCCCUCUCAUGUCGUACAUUGGUGUCAUCUCCGCUGAGGCGGGCAUGAUUGCCAUCAAGGACCUGCAGCCGCUCUUCAAUCAGCUCCUCUUCCGCGAGCAACUCCAGCUGCGCACAAUGCGAACUGAGCUGCAGACGCUUGUACGUGAGAGCGUCAAGAACCACGGCCCGUCUCUC
Molecule: messenger RNA, 1611 nt
Organism: Emiliania huxleyi CCMP1516
Lineage: Eukaryota; Haptophyta; Isochrysidales; Noelaerhabdaceae
Exons: 3
Biological process (GO): phospholipid biosynthetic process
Cellular component (GO): endoplasmic reticulum membrane
Molecular function (GO): glycerol-3-phosphate O-acyltransferase activity; glycerone-phosphate O-acyltransferase activity
Source: RefSeq, a predicted model, not a curated record